GGAAGCAAAGAACAAGCUCUUCAAUCAGACAUCCCUGUAGUGAUCGACAGAGAAAGACUAACUAGAUCGAUAUCUAAGUUCAUUAAGUCACACAGCGACACCAUGGUUCAAUGUUUCCUGAUUCAUACCGUUAACCCGGUAAGCACUCUGGCGCCCGGGGAGAGCCGCGUGCUGUACUCCCGUGUGUUUGGACCGGAGGAGGGCGCGCUGACCGGGGCGGACAGUGAACUGGGACCGGAACAGAGGCGGCUUCUGCAAAAUGAGAAGGUAGCGGUGGUGGCGAGGCAGGUGCGUAGUGCGGUGACCCUGUCUCGUGAGGCCUCAGGCCGGGUGUUGGUCGAGACCGUACUGGGAGAGGAGCUGGUGGCUCUCCAAGAGGCUGACAGCGGGGUGCAGCGGCUGGGGAGGGGAGAGCCCUGGGCUGGGGAGAGGAGUGCUCUGUGGCUGGGGGUCCAGAGCCUAGCCUUCACCCUGGUCACUGAGCCCCAUGAGAACCUGCUUCUGGCUGAGGGGACCCUGAAGAACAUCACCAGACACUGUCUGGAACAUCUACGCAUGCUGGGGACGGGGAGCGAGGUCCUGUUGAAGAGUGACCGUAUCGAUGUCCUGCUCCACCGUCUAUUACCACACGGUCAACUGCUGUUCCUCAACCAUCGCUUCACCCAGAGUCUGGAGAAGGAGCUGGCUAAUUACAUGGCCCAAUGAGAGAGAAGGAGAGGAUGGCAUAUUAUGCCUAAAAGAAGGUCUGAAACAGCAAGAUGCCAUCUAAACUUUAAAGAAAAUAAAAAAUAGCUUGUUUUGAUUUAAUGUUGAAAACAUUUUUAUUACGCCGCUCUCUAAUGAACACUACCCUUGGAUAGCCUUGGAGAAUACAUGAACCUUCCUCUUCUCUUCCUUGGGAUACCACGGGCUAACAGGAAGUGGGUUGAUACCACGGGCUAACAGGAAGUGGGUUGAUACCACGGGCUAACAGGAAGUGGGUUGAUACCACGGGCUAACAGGAAGUGGGUUGAUACCACGGGCAAACAGGAAGUGGGUUGAUACCACGGGCUAACAGGAAGUGGGUUGAUACCACGGGCAAACAGGAAGUGGGUUGAUACCACGGGCAAACAGGAAGUGGGUUGAUACCACGGGCUAAAAGGACGUGGGUUGAUACCACGGGCUAACAGGAAGUGGGUUGAUACCACGGGAUAACAGGAAGUGUGUUGACCUGAGGUGUCCAGAACAGAAAGACACAACUAUCCAUCACACAGAGACUGUUAUUGUCACAAAGCUGCCUGAAGAGUCUGUCUGUCUGAACUGUCUGUCUGAACUGUCUGUCUGAACUGUCUGUCCUGUCU
Salvelinus namaycush (lake trout) is the source of this 1340-nucleotide messenger RNA. It is a transcript of the gene ap5s1, whose product is annotated as adaptor related protein complex 5 subunit sigma 1. The coding region runs from base 103 to 705 and encodes 200 amino acids. Gene Ontology annotation, cellular component: AP-type membrane coat adaptor complex; cytosol; late endosome. The transcript is spliced from 3 exons. The record is from RefSeq and is a predicted model, not a curated record. Lineage: Eukaryota; Metazoa; Chordata; Actinopteri; Salmoniformes; Salmonidae. Gene Ontology annotation, biological process: endosomal transport; double-strand break repair via homologous recombination.